UAACAUCUUAGUGUCCCGGCUUAUCUCGCCUGCAAGUGGUCCUCCUGCUGUUUAACGGAAGAGAUAGCAACAGAGAAGGAAAACUUGAAACAGACCCGGCUCGGUGCCAGCUGUUAUGCACCUUCAGCCAAUCCGACUCCGCGCGUAUUGACUUGUCUUUCCCGCGGAUCUAGUCGGUGAGGUCGAGAGAAAGCCACAGGUCUUGGGCAACCCUGUGUCUCUUCGUUUGUGUCCCAGGCGAUGCAGUGUCUGUGGAGAGGAAACUUCACCCGCGUUGCUUCAAACUAUUAUGGACAAGUUUUCUCGUGCCUGUGCUCUGUUCUCGAUGUCCAUCAAUCCCCGGAAAACUGUUGUGCUGGCUCAAGGGUGUGCAGAAAUACCGACAAUCCUGUUGGAGGGCGCCCCGCUGGAUUCAGUCGACAAGUUUUGCUACCUCGGGUCGACUGUGUCUAGCAAUAUCUCACCGGAUGCAGAAAUCGACGUUCGAAUCGGAAAAGCCGCAACGAUGUUUGGGAAGUUGAGUGCAAGAGUAUGGCAAAACAAACAUCUAACCAGGAAAACCAAGAUGGUUGUUUAUCAAACGUGCAUCCUGAGCAUAGUCUUGUACGGGGCUGAGACCUGGACAUCGUAUGCCAAGCACGAACGUCGUCUCAACGCUUUCCAUAUGCGCUGCAUCAGGAACAUAUUGGGCAUAUCUUGGAAGGACAGGGUCACGAACGAGAGGGUUCUUGAGAUUGCUCAGCUGCCCAGCCUCUUUGCGCUGCUAAAGCAGAGACGCUUACGCUGGCUGGGGCAUGUGCAUCGUAUGCAACCUUCUCGUUUGCCGCGGCGUGUUUUGCUUGGCGCCAUAGCUGAUGCCAAGAGAAGCGUCGGUCGACCGAUGCUACGGCAUAAGGACUGCGCCAAGCGAGACAUGCACGCCUUCAACAUCCCGGUUCAUCAAUGGGAGAAGCUUGCCGAGGACAGAGAUAAAGUGGCGCAAACUGGUGUCCGACGGUAGUAAAAUCCACGAUGACGCUUAGUUUAAGACACUCGCCAGUAAGCGAGCCAAGCGUCAUCAGCGCGACAACUGUUCGCCACGGGCACACUACACCUGCCUGUCUUGCGGUCGUGGUUGCCGCUCCCGUAUUGGCUUACACAGCCAUGUGAAACGUUGUCACCCUA
Messenger RNA from Cydia strobilella, 1164 nucleotides. RefSeq lists its product as uncharacterized. NCBI's taxonomy places the organism in Eukaryota, Metazoa, Arthropoda, Insecta, Lepidoptera, Tortricidae. The record is from RefSeq and is a predicted model, not a curated record. The transcript is spliced from 2 exons. Bases 290 to 1000 code for a protein of 236 amino acids.